Tarenaya hassleriana is the source of this 767-nucleotide messenger RNA. Its product is annotated as mitochondrial fission 1 protein A-like. NCBI's taxonomy places the organism in Eukaryota, Viridiplantae, Streptophyta, Magnoliopsida, Brassicales, Cleomaceae. Gene Ontology annotation, molecular function: protein binding. Gene Ontology annotation, cellular component: mitochondrial outer membrane; peroxisomal membrane. Gene Ontology annotation, biological process: peroxisome fission; mitochondrial fission; autophagy of mitochondrion. The coding region runs from base 92 to 595 and encodes 167 amino acids. The record is from RefSeq and is a predicted model, not a curated record. The transcript has 5 exons.
CUCAGGACGCACGCGGUUUCGUAGCUUCUCUCUCUCUCCUUAAAGAGGGACAAACAAAGUCCGCGAGAAUCAGAUAAUUGGAUCGGCUUCAAUGGAUGCAAAGAUCAGUCAAUUCUUCGAUUCCGUCGGCUCCUUCUUCAGCGGUGGUGACAAGAUCCCCUGGUGUGAACGCGAUGUCAUCGCUGGAUGUGAAAGAGAGGUUCAAGAGGCCACGGAUGGUGGCAAUGAAGAACUUAAGAAAGAAACCAUAAUGCGAUUAUCGUGGGCGCUUGUUCAUUCCAGACAAGCGGAAGACGUGCAACGUGGAAUAGCCAUGCUUGAAGCAUCUCUGGCAAACAGUAGCCCUCCUUUGCAAGACAGAGAGAAGCUCUAUCUUCUUGCUGUUGGAUACUAUCGAACUGGUGACUAUUCAAGGAGCCGUCAGCUUGCGGAGCGCUGUCUCGAGAUUCAACCCGAUUGGAGGCAAGCUCUGGUCCUGAAGAAGACCGUCGAAGACAAAAUUGCAAAGGAUGGUGUGAUCGGGAUAGGGAUCACGGCUACAGCCGUAGGCCUCAUAGCCGGCGGAAUUGCUGCCGCUUUGGCUCGCAAGAAAUGACGACCACCCAAAGGACCCCAAUGUUCAUAUGAAUAAUGUGGAUCUGUUAUUAAAGCUUUUCUUCCAUUUGGGAGAGAGUGUUUUUUGGUCUACCUGAAUGAUAUUUUGAGUUGCAAUAUGAGAUCUUUGUCAAGGAGAUUAACAACAUCGUAUAUAUCGUUUUUCGUCGCUA